Molecule: messenger RNA, 375 nt
Organism: Sturnus vulgaris (Common starling)
Lineage: Eukaryota; Metazoa; Chordata; Aves; Passeriformes; Sturnidae
Gene: ATP6V1G3
Product: ATPase H+ transporting V1 subunit G3
Biological process (GO): synaptic vesicle lumen acidification
Cellular component (GO): synaptic vesicle membrane; vacuolar proton-transporting V-type ATPase complex; vacuolar proton-transporting V-type ATPase, V1 domain
Molecular function (GO): proton-transporting ATPase activity, rotational mechanism; ATP hydrolysis activity
Source: RefSeq, a predicted model, not a curated record
AUGACCAGCCAGUCUCAGGGAAUCCAGCAGCUUUUGCAGGCAGAAAAACGUGCCAAGGACAAACUGGAGGAAGCCAAAAAAAGAAAGGGUAAAAGGCUGAAGCAGGCCAAGGAAGAAGCCACAGCUGAGAUAGACCACUACAGACUGCAGAGGGAGAAGGAAUUUAGAAACAAGGAAACAAACGUAAUGGGCUCCCAAGGUAACCUCUCUGUCAAAAUAGAAGAGCAAACAACAGAAGCCAUCCGAAACCUCACGAGCAGCUACCACAAGAACAUGGAGAGCAUGAUGAAAAAGCUCUUGAGCACAAUAUGUGACAUCAGCCCUGAAAUUCACCCAAACUUCAGACCUGCAGUUUAAAAUUCAUUGAUGUGCUGU